Prunus armeniaca (apricot) is the source of this 435-nucleotide messenger RNA. The record is from the annotation of a GenBank genome assembly. NCBI's taxonomy places the organism in Eukaryota, Viridiplantae, Streptophyta, Magnoliopsida, Rosales, Rosaceae.
AUGAGGUUUGGAAGGAUAAAACUCUUUAGUUGCCCUCUGAUCCUUACCUUGGAGCCCAAGACAGGUUCUGGGCUGACUUCGUUGACAAGAAGGUGUAUGAGAUUGGGAGGGUGCCAUGGACAACCAAAGGAGAAGAGCAGGAAGCAGCUAAGAAAGAGUUCCUUGAGUGCAUUGGAUUGUUGGAAGAGAAGCUUGGAGACAAGCCUUACUUUGGGGGUGAGACCCUCGGGUUCGUCGAUGUGGAUACCGUUCUAUAGCUGGUUUUAUGUGUAUGAGAAACUUGACAACUUCAGUAUAGAGGCAGAGCAGCCAAAGUUUUAUGCAUGGGCAAAGAGGUGCAUGCAGAAGGAGAGUGUGUCUAAGUCUCUUGCUGACCAGAAAGCGAUCUAUGACUUGUUUCUGCAGCGCAUGAAAGCGAGGGAGAUUGAUCAGUAG